Molecule: messenger RNA, 1596 nt
Organism: Engraulis encrasicolus (European anchovy)
Lineage: Eukaryota; Metazoa; Chordata; Actinopteri; Clupeiformes; Engraulidae
Gene: slc7a6os
Product: solute carrier family 7 member 6 opposite strand
Exons: 5
Coding region: 94-1095 (333 amino acids)
Biological process (GO): developmental process
Source: RefSeq, a predicted model, not a curated record
GGCGAAGAAGUAACCAUCAGAGACGACUGAAAAAACGACCAGUAAACAUCCUGCUUAUCUGGCGCCGUGAGCUAACCUACUUUGUGUGACAGCAUGGAUCCUAGCACCACCAUUCUUCGGGUGAAAAGGAAGCGAGGAACUGACCCCGCAGAUGCUUUAUUGUUGGCAUGCAAACGAAUUCGACCCGAAUCCACAACACAGCCUCCAGGGGAGACUGUUCCUGAACCUGAUACGAAGAUAGAAAAUUCUGUCUUCAAACUAGUAGCUACAGUAGCAUCACAGGAUGCCCCAGUGCAGCCCCACGUGCAGGAGGCCCUGGCCAGGCCCCGCGUGGCUCAUGCCCUCCGGCCCUCCACGGGCAGCUCCAAGAGGAUCAUGGGGGACCUGCGCAGCGCCAAGUGGAGCACCAGGCGAGAGGAGCGCUACCGCAUCCUGUCCAGCCACCGCACCGGCCUCCCCGCACAGACACAGACACCGGCACCUCCCUCCACCGCCGCCGAGGAGUCUCGAGAGGAGGAUGAGCAGCGAGAGGUGGCGCAGACAGAGGCGGUGGACCCCCGGCUCCCUCUAGGUGAUGUGCAGGUGGUCGACCUUGUACAUGAGGAGGAGGAGCACAGCAAGGCCCCCGGCAAGACGGUGACUCUCGAUCCUGAGACCAUCCUGUGCAACUCGGUGAAGCUGAUCCGCGAGAAGCUGUCCGUGUCUGGGGAGCAGCUGGGCCUGGAGCACAGAGAGAAGGAGGACGACUAUGUGUACGACCUGUACUACCAGGAGACCGUGGCCCCCGGCUGGAUACAGGACAUCCUGUCAGUGCGGCCCUACCAGGACGAGGGCGAGCUGGUGCCUGAAGUGGUGGCGUGGGAGGAGGAGGUGUAUGAGGAUGAGGACGAUGAGAAUGAGGAGGCCAACUGGAGGAACGAGUACCCAGACGAGGAGGACAGCGAUGUGGGCAGCGACGCAGAGGAGCGCUAUGGAGGUGGCUGGGACGAGGAGCAUUCGUACAGCAGGAGGACAUGGGAGCGCUACCAGCGGGAGGUGCUGAGGGAGUUGGGGGACGAUGACGACGACGAGGACAAAGACUUAGACUCCGACUGAGGCCCUCGUCUGUCUGUUUGGCCACCCGUCUGCCUGCCUGCCUGCCUGCGCGAGUGUGUGUGUUUGUUCCCGUCUGCUUGCUUCUGUGUGUGAAAGAGGGGCCAUUUCUACUGCGUGAAGUUUUUGUGAGAGUUAAUGUUGUGCAAAACAAAGUGUAUGUUGCGUGCGCGUGCGUGUGUUUCUGGGUGUGUUAGAUUUCUCCUCUGUGUAGGUAGUGAGGUUUGUUUGUGUUUGCGCUGUUUGUGGAGGAGAGGAGUGGUGGUGACAUGAUGCGUGUGUUUUUUCUCAUGAGCUGUGGUGAAGUGCAUGUGUGUGUAUUAGUAUGCGUAUGAUGGUAGUAUGAUUUUGUGGAAGCGUGGAGUGCUCUUUCUGUUGUGUGUAUGUUCUGAUGUUGUGUUUGUACUGACAUUAACCCAUUCAUUCCACAUGGGGUUCAAAACACUUUAAACCUUUUGUAAAUAUGUAGAUGUAUAUUAAAAAUAAUAAAGCAUUCAAAAUAAA